Messenger RNA from Rhinichthys klamathensis goyatoka, 2845 nucleotides. RefSeq names its product fibronectin leucine rich transmembrane protein 1a (gene flrt1a). Gene Ontology annotation, molecular function: protein binding. The record is from RefSeq and is a predicted model, not a curated record. NCBI's taxonomy places the organism in Eukaryota, Metazoa, Chordata, Actinopteri, Cypriniformes, Leuciscidae. The transcript has 2 exons. The coding region runs from base 338 to 2425 and encodes 695 amino acids.
UGGAAUAAAACCGCUCAGGAUGUACACCGUUGCAUCUCACUGAUUCUCAGACAUCAACUCAAUAAGAAGAAGCAUACUCGCAGUCUAGCAAACAACAGACAGUCAAACAGCAGGACAGAGAUCCAGUGAGUCGAUGUGGAGUCCAUUAGCUUUCACUGCCAGAUCUCCCUCAGAGCUGAAACAGCACCUAUUCAGCUUCAGUGUCAGAAGGUGAAAGAAAACACGCUACAAGUCCAAAGUCCAAAUGGACUUCUGAAUCAUCUUCUAUAAAGAACCAUUAUAUUGGUUGAAUUGUGCUAUAAAAGGCAAGCGGGGGCGAGGAGAGCUUGCUGGUUGCAUGAUGGCUCCUGAAGGUAUAGGGGAGCUUCGAGACUUGCUCUUCUUUCUGCUGCUGUGCUUCACACUAUUGGCUGAGCUAUUGGAGAUGACUGCAGCUUCCUCACUGGGAUUGGAUGGUGAUGGUGACAUAGUGUGCCCUUCUGUGUGUCGCUGUGACGAGGACUUUAUUUACUGCAACGACCGAGGAUUGAGCGCAAUCCCACCUCUACCCCCAUCUGCAACUGUCCUUUAUCUUCAGAACAAUCACAUUGACAAUGCAGGGCUUCCUAGGUCCUUGGAGCAUCACACUACCGUGCGUGUUAUAUAUCUCUAUGAUAACGAGCUCGAUGACUUUCCAUUGAAUUUGCCACCUUCAUUAAGAGAGCUCCACCUCCAGGACAACAACAUUAGAGUGUUGCAAAGGGCUGCACUUGCUAGACUUCCGCUCCUUGAAAAGUUGCAUUUGGACGACAACUCGGUUUCUACAGUGAGUAUUGAGGACCAGGCCUUUGCGGACAACCCUAGAUUACGUCUCCUCUUCCUUUCCAGAAACCACCUUUCCAGCAUCCCAUCUGGUCUUCCUGCCUCACUUGAAGAACUCCGUUUAGAUGACAACCGAAUCUCUACUAUUCCCACUCAUGCCUUCCGAGGUUUGUCCUCUUUACGCCGCCUGGUCUUGGACGGUAAUCUUUUAGCUAAUCAACGUAUAGCUGAUGAUACCUUCUCACGUCUGGCAAACUUAACAGAACUCUCCCUGGUCCGUAAUUCGCUUCAAACACCCCCACUUAACUUGCCCAGUGCCCAUCUGCAGAGACUCUCCCUUCAGGACAAUAACCUUAUACACAUGCCUCGGGGCUCACUUGAUGGAAUGCGCAGACUACAACGCCUAGAUCUUUCCGGAAACAAUCUGACUACCCUUCCCAGAGGAUUGUUCAGGGACUUGGACAACCUGGGGCAGCUGCUUGUGCGAGGAAACCCAUGGCACUGUGGGUGCAACUUGCGCUGGCUGCAUGACUGGCUGGAGGCAAAGGGGAACACAAUUACCGUGAGAGGCUUUAUCUGCCAGACACCAGAGCGAGUCCGAGACAUGGCGCUUAGAGACCUCACAAAUCAGAUGGAUGAAUGUGAGUUAGCUGCUGCAGGUGGUGGAGGAGUAGGUACAGGUGUUGGCGUUGGUGGUAACAGGGUGAGUGGAGGAGCGGUGGGAGUCAUUUCUACCACUCUUUCUCCCCCUCAAGGGUCCCUGUUCACUCUCAGGUCCAAGCGACCAGGCCUGGGUCUUCCAGAAACAGGGUUGGACUACACAUUAAGCAGCAGUGGUGUGGGCAAGAACCUAGCCCUGAAUGUGAAACCCCUAUCCCAUGACAGCAUCCGUGUUACUUGGAGUGUAGCGCAAACAUCUUCUUCCUUUCGAUUAAGCUGGCUUCGCCUGGGAACUAGCUCUGCCAUGGGGUCCAUCACAGAAACUUUGGUUAGGGGUGACCGGCGGGAGUACCUUCUCACUUCCCUGCAGCCUGCUUCCAGCUACAUCAUUUGCAUGGUGCCUCUAGUGUCUAACAGUGGAAGCAGAAGUAGUUUGCCUGGGGGGGACACAGAAUCAAACGAGGUACCAGUUUGUGCCAGAACAGAAACGUCUGAUCCCGGCCUGCCUGAUGAGGAACAAGGUGAAGAAGAUAGCUCUGAUCAAAUGACUUCUCUGCCACUUGCAGGAAUUAUUGGAGGUGCUACGGCAAUAGUUUCCCUUGCUCUUAUCAUUGCCAUUUUCUGCUGGUAUGGGCACCGUGCAGGGCGCCUCAAAUCACGAGACCAUUACAGUCAUAGUGGCUCUCGCAAGAGCAAACACUAUGAUGACUACAUUGAGUCAGGCACAAAGAAAGACAAUACUAUCUUAGAGAUCAGAGGUCCUGGAUUUCAGAUGACACCAAUGGCAACAAGGCAGACCCUUCAACCCAAACCAGUGCGAGAGGAUUACAUUAUACACACCAUCUUCCCUUCGAAUGGCACAGGUCCAUACAAGCCAUCCCAAAACAUGACCAACUCUGGCUAUGGUACCAACCGUGGCUAUAGAGAAGGAGGCAUUCCAGAUAUAGAUUACUCUUACACAUGAUAGCUUUGAUUUAGAAACCAUAAUUAGGAGUCAUGUAUUGCAUAGAUACACAGUUUUUAAUCAACAUGGGCUCGGCUGAAUCCCUUUGUGCCUUCUGGUCUCCAUUACAAUGUAGCCUGCUGUUCAUGAGACUAUAAAACUUUUAAUUGGCCCAGAUGCUUAUAGGGAAGCAUUAUAAAUGUGGUGCCAGGAGGCAAUGAUGCCAUUUCAGGUGGCGAUACCAAAUGCUAUUUUCACCUCCCGGUGUAAUGAUCAGUGUCCCUGACAUUGCUGUUUUAUCUCUGGCUGGUGCACUGAGGUGGAUUCAAGGGCAGCCCACACUGCAUUCAGCUUACAGACUGUUUAUAAAGCUAAAUGCAUAUAAAGGCAGCCUUCUCAUCGGCUGCUAAAUAACCAACCUGCUAUUCAUUUUAAUGGUUU